AAGAAACAAACCCACUUCAGUUUAAUGCUUGCUUCCUUUGUAUAGAGAAAUUCAGACACAGAAACAAGAAGAAGAAGAAGAGAUGGGUUCAUCUUCAUCAUCAUCUUGGUGGUUUCUUUUUGUUAUUAAUAUUAUGGUGAAAGAGAUAUAGAAAAGGAUAUAUAAAUAUAGAUAUAAGAAUAUUGCAAGUCGUUAUUGCAUAUUUUUCUCACUCACUCACUCAACUCUCACUCACUCUUUCUUUCUUUCUCUUUUCUCUCUGCUAAAAACUCAGUCAUCUCUCCCUCUCAACCUCACCUUUUUUCAUCACAAAAGCCAAAGCGACAGAAGUAGAUUUCUGCAGCAAACACUGCAACAUACCAGUAAAUAUUAACAUCUCAUCUCAUAACAAAUCUCUCUUUUCAGUUUUCAGUUUUUCUUUAGAUCCCACCUUUCAUAUAAACCUACAUACUCUCAGAUACAUCCUUAGAUUUUACUUAUCCUCAUCAUCAUCUUCAUAAUCUUCUCACUCUAUAAAAAUUUAGUCUUUUUUAUGUUUAUAUAAACCAGUUGGUGUGAUAUCCUUCAAGAUUAUCAGUUGUGGCUACUACACGGAGACAAUUGACUUCUGAUUCUGGCGCCUUUGCUGACUGGGCAUCUUCUUCCUCCACAAUACGUGCUGCUCCGGACGACCUUUCUCUCGGCUUCAAUGCCGGUCCCACCGCACCCGUCCCCGGUGCGGCUCAUACACCCACUGCCCCUGGGUCCUGGCCCUCCUCCUCCUCUUCUCGCCCCAUCAACUAUGGCCUUUCUCACGAUAUGGGCAUGGUGGGUCUUCGGGACGUCUUUGUUGUAGCUCCUGCUUCGUCUUUCAAUCACCAUCACCAUCAUCACCACCAUGACUCCCUUAAUAUCGCCUCCGAUCCCAUCAAUAGUGCUAAUGCUACCGCUCUCGGUGUCGGCGUUGGUGUCGGCGUUAUCCCUCUCCUCACUGCAGGGCCAUGUUUAGCUUCUCCUCAAAGUAUGGAAGAUCAAGAUUUGUUGAAUAAUGGUCGUAAUAAAGUUAGUCAAAUUCAGUUUUGGCAGAAUCAGAACUCUCAUCCAUACCUGAAGAAAGGUUCUUCCACGAUUCUCGAUCACAACACAACUUCCUCUAUGAAUUUGCUUCAAGGAAGCGAGAGUCCCGCUGGCGGUACUGGCGCCGGCGGUAAUAGCAACAUGGGUAGUGGUGCUGGUUCGGCUUCGAGUUCAGGAACUACGUGUCAAGACUGUGGAAACCAAGCGAAGAAAGAUUGUACCCAUAGAAGAUGUAGGACAUGUUGCAAGAGUCGUGGUUAUGAUUGCGCUACCCACGUAAAGAGCACAUGGGUUCCGGCUGCACGGCGGAGGGAGCGGCAACUCAUGGUUACUGCCGGUACCAUGGGCGGUGCUGGCUCUUCUGGGUCGACGUCUGGUAUCAAGAAACCUAGGCUCAUAAACUCUCAGACUACAACAAACUCUCAUACUUCAACUUCUACUGCCACUCCACCAAGAAGCUUUGACACAAGUUCUAGUCAUCAAGAUGCGAGUUUUAAAGAGACAUUACCGGGGCAAGUACGUGCACCGGCAGUGUUCAAGUGUGUUAGAGUGACGGCGGUGGAGGAUGGUGAAGAUGAGUAUGCAUAUCAGGCUGUGGUAAAGAUUGGUGGUCAUGUUUUCAAAGGGUUUUUGUAUGAUCAAGGAGUUGAUAAUACAAGAGAAGGGUUUCCCAACAUAUCUGAAUUGCAUUUAGGAGGUGCUGGAAGUAGUGGUGGUGUUGGUGGAGGUGGCGGUGGUGGUGGGGGAAGAAAUGGGGGCUGUUCAUCUCCUCCAAUUCUUGAUCCAUCUGAAGUUUAUGCAGGCGGCGGCGGCUUACUCGGUGGUUCAGGCUAUGGUAAUCCAAUGAAUUGAAAUUCUAAGGUGGAUGGAUGGGAUUUGAAAGGAAAACUUUAUUUUUUCAAUCCCUCUUUCUGCCAACUAAUUAUUGAUAGGGUUUUGGUAAGUUAAUGUCCUUGUAGACUUCUACCUUAUUAACUUAUGUCUCUCUUUAAAUUUAUUUUUCGGCUACUUGGUUUUAAUUUUCUUGUCCCUCGUGUCUAUUUGCCUUUGGUGGCAUUGAACUGAGAUGAGAGGGAUCGGCAUUUGCCAAGGAAGCUCCAUUUUCCCACCAUUAGAAAAAUGUGUUUUGUACCAAAAUUACAAAAAUAUAGAGAAUAAAGGUGAAAAAAUCCUGUGCUAGUAGAUAUACCGAUCAGCUCUUGACAUUUUGUGAUGAUAAAUUCUGUUUGCUUUCUUG
Messenger RNA from Pistacia vera, 2293 nucleotides. RefSeq names its product protein LATERAL ROOT PRIMORDIUM 1. Lineage: Eukaryota; Viridiplantae; Streptophyta; Magnoliopsida; Sapindales; Anacardiaceae. The record is from RefSeq and is a predicted model, not a curated record. Bases 799 to 1908 code for a protein of 369 amino acids. The transcript has 2 exons. Gene Ontology annotation, biological process: positive regulation of DNA-templated transcription. Gene Ontology annotation, molecular function: DNA-binding transcription factor activity; DNA binding. Gene Ontology annotation, cellular component: nucleus.